AUGGUGGCCCUGGUGAGCUGGCUUGAGGAUGUGAUAACAGUCAAAGACAUGGAUGCCAUUUUGAAGACGAUGACAGAGAACAAGUCCUAUAAAGAGGUCGUAUUUUACGUUGAAGCCUGUUACUCUGGUAGUGUUUUCGAGAACAUUGUACCCAAAUACGAUAACGUUUUGGCCAUUACCGCCGCCAAUGAUGACGAAUCAUCCUAUGCCACGUACUGUGACAGAGAGUUGGACACUUGUCUUGGCGACUGGUUCUCGAUAUCGUGGAUGGAGUACUCCGACAAACACGAUCUACGCAAGACCACGAUAGAAGAAGAGUACAAAAUGGUUCAGGAAAGAACAUAUAGAAGUCAUGUUUCCGAGUAUGGCGAUGAUAAAAUUUUGGAUCAAGAAGUCAGUCAAAUACAAGGAGAUGAAGAGCCCGAAGACAGAAGAGUAUAUGGAAAGGUAACUUUAGUUAACACAAGGCAUACCCUACCAUUUUAA
Bursaphelenchus okinawaensis is the source of this 486-nucleotide messenger RNA. Lineage: Eukaryota; Metazoa; Nematoda; Chromadorea; Rhabditida; Aphelenchoididae. The record is from the annotation of a GenBank genome assembly.